Molecule: messenger RNA, 3087 nt
Organism: Penicillium psychrosexuale
Lineage: Eukaryota; Fungi; Ascomycota; Eurotiomycetes; Eurotiales; Aspergillaceae
Product: DUF1708 domain-containing protein
Exons: 6
Coding region: 1-3087 (1028 amino acids)
Source: RefSeq, a predicted model, not a curated record
AUGUCCUUCCUUUCUCGGGUGUUUCGGGGCAAGGACUCCACUGCGACGAAGAAGCAGGCUAAACCUACCGCGGCGCUCAACACGGGCCCUGCGAAGCCUAAAUGGACUGAUGCGUGGCAGCGGACAGAGGUCGCCCCGGAAGAGGUCCAAGACCUUGUACGAGGGUGCGUGCAUGAGCUCAAGGCCCGAGCUCUUCACACGCCAUUCCUCCUCCUACCGUUCCGUCCUAGCUCCGACCCCAGCGCAGCUCGCACGUUCAUUCGCAAUUACUUUAAUCAGUCUUUCGAAAAGGGCUCGCCCGUUAACGGAAAUGACUUGUCGCAGGAACUCCGGCUCACGGAGCCGAUGGUCCUUUGCGGUGUGAUGAAAUGGUGCUGGAGCAGACUCCCUGGCGGUGUUGUCACUUGGGAGGCGUACGAAACCUUCAAGAUGGGCGAAAAUGAUUCGGAUAUGGCCCGCGACGCUUUCUCAACUUUCAUUCCGAUCGGCGGCGACUCCGAUGCACGCACCAGUAUUAUUCUGGACUUCUUCGAUCUUUUGGCUGCCAUUGCGGCCCAUGGGAAAUCCAAUGGCUUGGGAGGUCGCAAGCUUUCCCGAUACGCUGGCUGGUGGGCGUUUGAGCAUGUCGAUACAGGCAAUGGCUUCGAGGCCGCCUAUAAGAACUGGGCUGUUGCUGCCGAUGCUACCAGUCACUUGUUCUUCGCCUACCUUCGUUCGUUGUCUCCCGAUGUCCCUCGCGGCGUGAGCGGCAUCUCAUCGCUGCCAAUUUCUCUUCAUUCACUCGUCGAAGCGACCGAAUACCCUCCCGAAACCCCGACCUUGUUGCAAGUUACGACUACAAAGGUGAUUAUGAUUGUGGAGAAUGUCUCCCCGACCCCAUUCUCCUUGUUGCGACGCGCAAAGAACUUUGAAUACCGCGACGACGACUGGCACCUGCAGGAAUUUGCCAACUACGAAGACCCAGUUGAUGCAUUGACCGACGAGUGUCUCCGUGUUCUUAGAUGUAUCUCAUCUACGAAUCAAUCCAGCGUCUCGAGUACCAAGCAGUCAACAAGUUUACGGGAUGCAUCUUGGUCUCGCUUCGAGGAUAUUGGGUUCGGUGGUUCGAUUGACUCUGACCCGGAGGACGAAGCCAACGAGACUGCUUCGCCGGCGACUGCAAGGAGUGGAUCUGGGGCGGGCUUGAGCUCCAUUCCUCAAUCUGGAACAGGGGACUUUGGCCGUCCGACCACCCCAUCGUGGGCAGACUUCAUGUCAUCCGGAUUCCCGGAUGAAAACAAAUUGAAGGACCACGUGGGCCCUCUGCUCCUGACACCUGACAAGUUUCUGCCCCCCCUUGCCUCUGCACGUGGCAUGAGCUCUCAGUCGCACAAGCGCUCCUUGGAUAUCGAGCCGGCUCUCGAGCCUGCGGAGUUGGCGAGCAUCACCUCCCUAGACAUGGACGAUUCGUUCUGGUGGGUUUGGAUCAGCAGUUUAUCUGGCGAUGAGCCGUCCGCACGCAAGGCUGUGUUUGGUCGAUGCGCUCUCCUGGAGACCAAAAUCCGGGAUACCAAAUGGCUGAUCCUCGAAGAGCAGAUCAAGGGUGCUGCUCCAGAGCCUGAGGCCGGUGCUCAGAUUGUCGAAAAGAAGCGAUUCUUCAGCUUUGGCAGCCGCAGGGGAAAGCUCAAUCGCCGCAAGUCGUUGGCGAAGAAGGUGCCUUCUAUUGAAGACUCAUACAAGCGACCCAACAACCAGGGAACGCAAAGCAAGACCAGCAUCGGACCGGAUCAGCACAAGCGGAUCCAGGAAGCUGCGGCCGCUCUGCAAAAGAAGCACCGCGAGCAAGAAGCGGAGGCGAAAGAGAACCGUGCAAUCCCUAAUGAUAACCGUUACUCCAAGACCAACUCCAUCAUGACCCUUCAGCCUGCCAUUGUGAGCGAGGCAUCCCAGGCCAUGAAGUGGACUAAGAAUUACGAUAAGGGUGCCUUCAGGGCAGCAUAUCUCAAUGACAACCGCGCUGGCACUGGUGAAGAACCCGAGGACAAACCCGAGCCGAUUUCGAAGGACACCGAGGAGAAGUCUACCGCGCCGUUGGCACCUCUUCCAACCAACACUUCAAAGAGUGUUCCCCCGCCACUUCCCAAAGAAGCUGCAGCUGCUGCUGUGUCCACUCCUCUUCCCCCUUCUCCUAGGGAGGCGCCAACUAAAGCUGUUAAUGUCGCUACUCCCGAAGAGAAGAAGCCCGUCGCAAAGCCUGCCGUUGUUGAACAACCUACUGAGCGUCGGGACUCUGUGGACGAGGGGGGCAAGAAGCUGAAGAAGAAGACUGGCAAUUCCGGAUUUAAGAGCAUGUUUAGUGCCAAAAAGAAGCCCGAACAGCAACAGCCUCUCGUGAAGACCGGUGAUUCUAAGGAAAUCUCCACUGUGGCAGCUACUCGUGCGGCCCUCGAGGCCAGGGCGAAAGCAGCUCAGGAGUCCGGUCCCAUGAAGAAGAAGCCUCUCCCGAGUACCGCGUCCGUGGCUAAAUUGCAAAAGCCCUCGCCUCAGUGUGUUCAACCGACCGCCAAGGAACCAGUGGCAAACCCCUCAAUCCCGGCUCAAGCCUCCGCUUCUCUGGAACAGAACGGUGAGCCGCCCAAGACCAGACGCGCCAUUGAGUAUGAUGCUCUCUCGCGCGUUGCUACUCACGAACUUAAAGCAGCCGAUCAGGAGUUCUCCAAGUUCGACCAGGGCCCCCUGGCUGACCAGCCUGCUUUCGUCCCCGGAGAUUCUCCCGUGGACGUCACACCUGUAGCGCAAAAGUCCCAGGUUCCCCAGAGCCCGUCCAACGGCAAUGGUGUUCGCCAUGAGGUCGCCAGUUCGCCUGAGUCACCUGAAGCUACACAUGAUCGCUGGAAGGCGAUCCGUGAGGCUGCUGCUCAGCGGACUGCUGCCCAAGAGGAACAGGUGCACGACCACGAUACCGAGGCCAACACCCGGACUAGCCAGUCCGAGCGCACUGACGAGGGAGAUACUAGUGGAGAAGAGACCAUCGAGGCCCGUGUCGCCCGCAUCAAGGCCCGAGUGGCUGAGUUGACCGGCAACGCGGAGGACGGUCAAAAGCGCUAG